UCCUUUUGAAUACUUUUCCAACCGGAGUUUACCUUUUUAAUCUAUUUUAUUUUUUCUUUUCCGUUUGAAUUCCCGAUUCCUUUUUUUGCAAUCGUCUUUUUAUGUUCUACUUUUGCAAUUAUUUCAUUCCGUCGCCACAUUUUUUAUCUCGCAAUUGGCGCGUGUUUUUUUUCCUGGUUUUUUUUUUCAUUGUCCAAGUUCAUACUUGUUUAUAACCAAUUUUUUUUCACUCAAACUUUUUGCUGUUUUCCGUCAUGAGUCACAAUCGAAUUUUACCGAGCGCUCGAACAAAGAGGCGUCGGAUUCAGAAAGAUUUACAACAACUUCGUUUAAGUCUACGUAAUGCUGAGGAUAUUGAAGUAAUAAGGCAGUCGUCGGACGAAGAGAAUUUUCCAAAUGCCAACAAUGGCAUUGAUUUUGCUGAGGAAGAAGAGGUUGAAGAUUUUUUCAGUUGUUUCGACGACGAGGUGUUAGGUUCUACCGAAGAUACAUUUUCUAUCGAUAGCGAUGCUUUUCCGGAUUCUUCUGACACUGAAUAUGUUGGUGACUCUGAAUUGAUAGUUGACAGGGACAAUGGUGCACAACCCGAUGAAAGUGAUAACGAUGAGGAAGGCAACGGGUCGCAUAAUUUUCGUCACUUGCUUGCUUUAUGGGCAGUAACAUGGGGGGUUCAUCAAAACGCAAUUGAUGCAUUGCUAGCCAUAUUCCGUUUAUUUCAAUGGGGAUUAGAUUUACCAAAAACUUGCCGAACCCUUUUGAAAACGCCUCGCAAUGCCAAUGUAAAAUCACUUUCUCCCGGCAAGUAUUACCACCAUGGAAUUGUAAAAGGUCUGGAAUCAGUUUUAAACGUUAUGCCGGCUCGUAGUGCUCUUGAUCAUGUCGACAUUUUUGUUAAUAUUGAUGGUCUCCCCAUUUCCAAAAGCAGCGGUGGUCAGUUUUGGCCAAUUUUAGGGAUAAUCACCAAUGCUAAAUGUAGAAAAGUAUUUCUUAUUGGACUUUACCAUGGUGAUGCCAAACCUGAUUCCACAGAAGAAUACCUUACAGACUUUAUUUCGGAAGCUAAGGCUUUAAAUGAAGGUGGUUUUAUUUUUCAUGGCAGGCGCUUAUCUUUCAGAAUAUCCGCAUUCAUAUGCGACGCGCCUGCGCGUUCGUUCAUUUUGAAUACUAAAGGCCACACAGGUUAUUUCGGUUGUGGGAGAUGUAUCCAACAAGGGGAGUUUGAAGGUAGGGUAGUUUUCUUGGAAAGAAAUUCGACUCUAAGAACUGAUUAUUCCUUUAGAAAUCGCGUUUAUCAGGAGCAUCACCAUGGUGAUAGUAUUCUUGAGAACCUAGACUACCUUGAUGUGGCGAGGGAUUUCCCAGGUGAUCCAAUGCAUUUAAUUGAUUUGGGGGUGACGAGAAAGCUUUUAUUGACGUGGAUUAGAGGUCCCCUCCCAAGAAGACUUCAUAAAACUUUAAUAGACUCCAUGAGCUUCCGCUUACAAACUUUAAGCGAAUUCAUUCAAAAAGAAUUCGCACGGCGUACGAGAUCAUUAAAGUUUGUUGAUCGCUUCAAGGCUACAGAAUUUGGGUUAUUUAAUAGCUGUGUUGGUCCUGUGGUUCUUUUGGGGAUUUUGCCUAAUCGAUUGUAUAAUAACUUUAUCGUUUUUCAUGUUGCCGUGCGAAUUCUUUCAUCAUUCGCGUAUUGCAUAACGCACAAUGAUUAUGCAAGGCAAUUAUUAGAUUUAUUUGUUAGAGAAUGUGAAUCAAUUUAUGGCACAUACUUCUUGUCCUUCAAUGUCCAUAAUUUGAUUCACACUUGUGACGAUGUUUUGCGUUUUGGUGCUUUGCCAAACUAUUCAGCCUAUCCUUUCGAAAAUUAUCUUUUUUCUUUAAAGAAUCUUUUGCGCAAGUCAAAUCAAGCAUUACAACAAGUGGUUAAACGUAUACUGGAAAUAGGGCAAUUCCAGAAUGCGUGUUCCAAUGCAAAAUCAUCAGAUACUGGACGUUUUUUAAAACCACACGAUAGUGGCCCUUUGAUUCCCCCCCUCAUCCAUUCCAAGCAAUUUAAAGAAAUGCAAUUGGGUCCCUGGUUUCUAAGUUGUAAGGGACCUGAUCAUUGUGUUUAUCUUCUUGAUUCUUGUAUUGUUUUGAUUGAAAAUAUCAUUCGAGGCAAGAAUGGUGAUUUUAUUAUUGGCAGGCGUUUUCAAGUAAAACGUUCCCUCUUCUCUUAUCCUCUACCGUCGUCGUCGUACGAAAUAUAUAGGGUAGGGGCUAUAUCAGAAUUAGUUGAAGCGUGGGCAGUGACUGAAAUUAAAUGCAAGGCUGUCAUGUUGCCAAUUUUUUCGGGAAACGCUUGCGCAGUGGACGGUACGUUUGCGGUGUUUCCUCUUUUGAUGGAGGCACACACUUAGGGAAUGAAACAAUUGGGGGAAGGGGGGAGGAAUGAAUUUUAAUCAUAUUUUACUUUACUUUUUUUUAGUCUGAACUUUUUUUUUAAACUUUUUUAUGGCGAACACUUUUCUAUUAGACCGCUGUAACAAUGCAUUUCAACUGGGAGUAAAAUAAAUGUGCGAUGUUACAAAACAUAGGGUGAUACUAUGAACUGGGACGGACGACGAUCCGUGGGUGCAAGCAGUUCCUAUUUCAUGGUACGACGAUGGAUUCUGCUGGUGGCCUCCUAAGUCCAAGUGUAAGGAUGUGUCCCGCUUUAUAAACUUAGGUUACGAACCUAAC
Molecule: messenger RNA, 2715 nt
Organism: Daphnia magna
Lineage: Eukaryota; Metazoa; Arthropoda; Branchiopoda; Diplostraca; Daphniidae
Exons: 2
Coding region: 255-2393 (712 amino acids)
Source: RefSeq, a predicted model, not a curated record